Oncorhynchus masou masou (cherry salmon) is the source of this 1562-nucleotide messenger RNA. RefSeq lists its product as uncharacterized. The transcript is spliced from 4 exons. Bases 28 to 1050 code for a protein of 340 amino acids. NCBI's taxonomy places the organism in Eukaryota, Metazoa, Chordata, Actinopteri, Salmoniformes, Salmonidae. The record is from RefSeq and is a predicted model, not a curated record.
GAGGCUUUCUGCAAGCUCCGCCGCUCCAUGCACCCCACCUCGCCAGCUGACAUCGAUCCUAAGGUCCACAGCAUCGUGGAAAGAGCUGUGAGGAGCAUUCUGGGCGAGCAGUCCAAUGAGCCCCAUAGCAACCUGCUCAGCCCAUCUCAGGUGGUGGUGGAGGUGGUGCCCAGGCUCCUCCUGGCCCUGUGGCUUCAGCCAGAGGAAGGCCAUUCAGAGCACCCAAUCCUAAUAAGCGGGAUGGCCGUGGGCAUGGUGGCGGCCGUAGUGGAGAAGCUAUCCUGCAUGUUAAAGGACCCUUCCCCUCACAUCCCUUUCUCCCGGGCUGCUGCUUUUGACUCUGUGCAGUCGAUCCUCGGGAGAAUCAGUCAGUCCUUCUCCACCGAUGACCUGCAGAGCCCUUUUUAUAUGAGCUCUGUCUGUGCCUUUGUGGCGGACGAGGUGCAGAGCUGCUUCCAGCCCCCUGCAGCCACCCUACCAGUUCCCCCUGUCCUCGCGGUGGCCGUUUCCACCACACUACCAGCUGACAUCCAAGCAGACCCGGCUUCUUCCCACCUGGAGGUUGUGGACAUCACCCCUAACAGAGAGGCAGAUCAGGAUUCUUCCCACCUGGAGGUUGUGGACAUCACCCGUAAGACAGAGGCAGAUCCGGCUUCUUCCCAACUGAAGGUUGUUGACAUCACCCCUAACACAGAGGCAGACCCGGCUUCUUCCCACCUGAAUGUGGUGGACAUCACCCCUAAUACAGAGGCAGAGCCCAUCUCUUCCCUCUUGGAGGUUGUGGACGUCACACCUGAAGAAAGGACUCUCACGAUGGCCGUCUCCGCCACUCUGCCAGCUGACAUCCAAGCAGGGGAUGUUGCUGUGGUCAUCUCGGAUGUCACCCCACACGUCACCAAGGACGUGACACUGGAUGUUCCAUGCAGAGCUAGGAAAGGGGCAGUCCGGCGAUUAUUUUGCAGGCUUUGGAGGGCAGUGUGCUGCUGCGCCUGCCACAAGGAAGAGAGGAACAAUAUUAAUUAUUCAUCAGACCUUCAGAAAUGGGAUUGAACCAUAGACCAUUAAAUUAUAAUUGGACUCAAUUCUGCUUUUCUUCUGUUUACUACUUAAUUUCAGAACUUUUCUAUAAACUUUCACUUUGCAAGUGUGGAGUAGGUUGUGUAAAUAAGUGGGAAACAUCCCAAUUUUAAUGCUUUUAAUAAUUUACUUGUACAUUUAAAAACAAAUGUAUUAUUUGACAACAAAAAAACAGAGGGCGCUCAACCAAUGUUGAGUUGAGGUGCAACCAAAAAUUUGAAUCAUCAUAGAAAAGGAAAUAGCGCAACUCUUGCUCACUAUAAAAAAAAUGCAUUGUUUUAUUCAGGCAAGGUUAAAAGUUUAACGUUUCGGCCUAGUCUAUGAUGAUAUGCAAGUUGUGUUUGCCCAGGAAAAGGGUGACCCAGACUCACCCUGGUUCUUGAGGGUUGAAGACAGUGAAAAAUGAUCAUUAAAUAAAUGGGACUUGUCAAUUCUUGAAUAAAAAUCUUCAAUGAACAUGAAUUUAAAUACAAUUGACUUGAGGA